Molecule: messenger RNA, 603 nt
Organism: Haliaeetus leucocephalus (bald eagle)
Lineage: Eukaryota; Metazoa; Chordata; Aves; Accipitriformes; Accipitridae
Gene: SMDT1
Product: single-pass membrane protein with aspartate-rich tail 1
Exons: 4
Coding region: 1-321 (106 amino acids)
Biological process (GO): calcium import into the mitochondrion; mitochondrial calcium ion homeostasis
Cellular component (GO): uniplex complex; mitochondrial inner membrane
Source: RefSeq, a predicted model, not a curated record
AUGGAGUCCCCGCAUCGGGGGCACCUCUCGCCAGCACCAAGCAUGUUCUGCGACCAGCGCGCCGCGGCUUACUCGGGGCGAGCGGGCUGGGGCGGGCCGCACCGCGGCCCGGCCGCGCCGCUUGCGCCCUCCCGGAGCGCCACCGUCACCCGCAGCGGCGCCAUUUUGCCCAAGCCGGUUAAGACGCCCUUCGGCCUCCUCAGAGUAUUCAGCGUUGUGAUCCCCUUCCUGUACGUUGGGACUCAGAUCAGUAAGAACUUCGCAGCCCUACUUGAAGAACAUGACAUCUUUGUCCCAGAGGAUGACGACGACGAUGAUUAAAGGAACCAUAAUGGAAGAACAGAAGGGAGAAAACCAUUGACAAAGCAAUGAUUCCAACAUGUCACCUGUGUUUUGUCCUUCCUGAAUGGGACAGGGGGCUCUGUAUCUCCUUUGCCAGUGAGUGUCCUGCGCAUGUCUAUAUGACGGAAAUCUGUAGAUCAGGGUUGAAGGAAGUGCUUGAUAGGCUCUGCAUCCUUGCACCCACACGCUCUCCUCAUCAAAGACUGCUUGGGAUUCCUUUUAUUAGCAAUAUGGGAAACACUUAAUUAAAGAUAAAGAGAU